AUUGAUCAUUUGCGGUUUGCUUGUAUGUUCUAGAUUAGUGUUUUUUAUAUGAAUAAUUUGUAUGAGAAAAUUGAUGUUAAACUUUUAUUUUGAAAUAAAUUUGUUAUUGUGAAUUUUUUACCACAAAAAACCCACGGGACCCAUGAACCCGCGGAUACUCAGAUGGUUGGGUUGGGUUUGAGUUUUUCAAACCCAGCAGGUUUUACCCCAGUUUUUUUUACGGAUAAACCCAUAGGUUUGGGUUUGACAAAACCCGCCCAACCCGACCCAUUGCCAUCCCUACCUAUCUCUGCUCUGUCUUCUCCUGCUCCUUUUCUCCCUCUUCUUCUCAAUCUAUCUUCCUUCUCCUAUAAUUUCUCCUUCUGAUUCUUCAAUUGAGAUCUCCAUUCCAUUCCUUUGAUCGAUUAACUCGCUGAGAAGAUCCAGUUCCGACUCCGACUGUUACAUCUUACCGCCUUGGAGUGCGAUCACCUGAUCUCCCUGGUGAGUUGGUUACUGUUUCUUUGACCAGUUCGAAUAGAGAGUGAAUCUGUUUCUCCUCUGAUUUUCUUGUUGGCGGGUGAGAAACUCUCCAGGCGAAAUCGGAGCUGAAGAGAUCGGCUGUUGCUGAUAAUUUGAGUAGGCAGAGUACGCUGAGCGAAGUCCGGACCAGCUCUGGGAUGUUCAUUCCCAAGGGAAAGGUUUUGCUGCUUCCUUUUACUCUCCAUUUUUAGCAUGCGUGUUCUUGAAUGGGAUCUUGUUAGAAUAAUUAGCUUGCUUCGAUUCUCCCAAUUUGGGGAGUUUUCUUUGAGUUUCCUAGUUAGUCUUCGUUCUGUUGUAACUGUUAUUGUUCUGCUACUUUCUAGGAUCCAAUUGUUGCUGGCAUUGAAGAGAAGAUUGCAACUUGGACGUUCUGAUUUCCAAAAGGUUUUUCAUUUGCCCUAAUCAUACUUCUUGACCUAUUUCCUUAUCCCUCAGUUCCUUCUGAUUUCAAGUUCUUUACUUGGGCUUCUUCUUGCAAUGUGAUGGAUGAAUUGAAGAAUCCAAACGGUUGUUGUUCCAAUGCAUGUUCAUCUUGUGAAACAUAAUUGACUAUCAGACUAAAGCUACCAAUCACCUACCAAUCCAGCCAUCCAACCAUUUUCCUCCCAUUGAAACUCAAGUGACUGGCCGCCAUCGAAUCAGAUUCAGAGAACUCCGGCCACCACAACCAUCAGACUAAAGCUAUUAGCAGAACAGCAGAGGAGCUCCCCUACAAAUGGCGGAAACGAUACCUACCAAAUCACAUUCUGCAACCGAAGGUAAGCAUCCAAACUUCAUUGAGAAGGCUAAGGAAAAGAUUGACAAGGUAAUCCACUCUCCAAAGCAUACCAAGGAAACUCAUGGAACAAGCAAUGACAUUGAUGAGAAGACAGACAUUGAUGAAGUGAGGGGUCCAGGAGUGUUUCAGAGGGCCAAGGAAGAAAUCGAGGCCCUCGUCGAGACGAUUCAUCACAAGAAGGAAAAGGCAGGAAACCACUCCCCAACUCACACCAAGGAAACUCAUGGAACGAGCGAUGACAUUGAUGAGAAGACCUCCAUUGAUGAAGUGAGAGGACCAGGAGUGUUUCAGAGGGCAAAGGAAGAAAUCGAGGCCCUCGUCGAGACGAUUCAUCACAAGAAGGACAAGGCAGGAGACCACUCCCCAACCCAUACCAAGGAAACUCACAAGAAGGACAAGGCAGGAAACUACUCCCCAACACACACCAAGGAAACUCAUGGAACAAGCGAUGACAUUGAUGAGUUCACAUCGGUCGAUGAAGUAAAAGGGCCAGGGGUGUUUCAGCGGGCAAAGGAGGAGAUCGAGGCCCUCGUCGAAACAAUUCAUCCGAAGAAGGAGAAGGAUCAUCACAAGUCAUCUUCCACAUAAUAGUAUGGAAGUUGGAAGGUUUGACAAAUAUUUGGUUGUGUUAUCAUCCUUUGGGUAUAGGGUGAGAGAUUGAUCAGAAUGUGCAUUCCACGAUGACCAUUGUCAUUUGAAAACAUCUGCUGAAUGGAUUGUAAUUUGAUGAUUCACCAUUGUAGUAAUUGCUCUUCUUUCUUGUGAUACCAAUGCUCUAUUUCUAUAUGGAUGUUUGCUAUUGGUUCUUCAUCCAAAUUAUAAAAAGAAUUGCUCAGUUUUUCAUCAAAUUCAUUUCGUCAGAUCUCAGGGCAUAUGUUGAUCUUGCGUUCAAUGCUUGCCCCAUAGCUGUGACGCCGUCUUUUGAUCAUCAUGUUGCAUUUUCAUCCCAUGACCUGCACCGUAGAUAUGAUUCAUUUUGUGGAACUGUUUAUUAGUUGUGUAAUAAAUUUUCAUCUUUCCA
Molecule: messenger RNA, 2321 nt
Organism: Linum trigynum
Lineage: Eukaryota; Viridiplantae; Streptophyta; Magnoliopsida; Malpighiales; Linaceae
Source: the annotation of a GenBank genome assembly